This is a messenger RNA of Diospyros lotus (date-plum), 312 nucleotides long. RefSeq lists its product as uncharacterized. Bases 1 to 312 code for a protein of 103 amino acids. The transcript has a single exon. NCBI's taxonomy places the organism in Eukaryota, Viridiplantae, Streptophyta, Magnoliopsida, Ericales, Ebenaceae. The record is from RefSeq and is a predicted model, not a curated record.
AUGACCAGUGAGCUCCAACGUCAGCAUGAGCACAUAACUGACGAUCAUAGCAUGAUUAUAAAUCUGCAAGAGCUCUAUGGGGAACAUAACCAAACAGUUAGAUAUGGGAUAUCUAAGCAACUAUUCAAGGCUAAGAUGGUAGAAGGCACUGAUGUGGGAGACCACGUGCUCAAUGUAAUCAAUUUGAUUGGUCAACUUGAAGUACUAGAUUUCUAUAUGAAUGCCAAGCCACAGAUUGACCUUAUCCUCCAGUCGCUCCCAGAAUCUUUUGCCUCAUUUAUUCUCAACUUUAACAUGAAUAAGCUUGAGUGA